AUGCUUUCCCAGCUGCUUUUGCUAUGUGGCCUUGUAGAUAUAUUUCUGAGCACGUGCACUACAGAUGAGGAUUGCAACCAAUUGGGUAGAUGUCUGUGGGGCAAAUGUGUCUGUUUUGAUGGAGUUUUGGGUGACAAUUGUGAGGGCAAGAACUUGUGUCACGCUGAAUUAAUACAGACGCGUUUCAGUACUCAUCUCGUGUACUGCAGCAUGGGCGGUGAGUGUGUGGAGACGGGCCAUGGCCUGUUUGAAUGCUCUUGUAGAUCUGGAUUUUCGGGCCCGUUCUGUGAGGCCUUCACAUGCAAGUCUGACUCAGUGUGUCACGGCAGAGGCCAGUGUAUUCUUGACGACGAUCACACCUAUCGUGGUCAUUGCAAUUGCUUCCAUGGCUAUAGCGGACGCGAUUGCUACUACGACACGUGCGGGCGUGAAAAUAUAACUAGGAACAAUCCAUACUUGUGCUUUGGUGGAGGAGAAUGUACUGUGCUCCCGGGAACGCCGCCUAGGCUGGGGCAAAUUUUUGGCUGCAGAUGCCGGCCAGGGUUUAGUGGGGAGGCAUGCGACUCCUUUAUAUGUGCUGGUAACAGAGACUGUGCUAAUGGAGGAACAUGUAAUACGGAUACUGGAAUAUGCACAUGCCCGCAUCUUUCUUUCGCGGGAUCAGAUUGUGGAAUAGCUAAUUGUGGAUAUUGGGGAGGAACUGAGGACAGUUUAUGCAGCGGCAAUGGCCAGUGUAUUGGGAUGUUGGGGUAUAGGUGCCUUUGUAAUGAUGGUUACACAGGAGAAGACUGCUCCUCCCCUCUAUGUACCAAUGGCGGUGAGUGUAUGAACAAUGGUACUUGCAUCUCUGAAGGGGAGGAAGCUGGUAUGUGUGCGUGCCCAGGCGCAUAUUCAGGACCGCUUUGUGAGUCCUGCAAUUAUCCAUACAGCGAGCGCCCGGCAGGACCAGGUGACGCAGGUGUCGUCUGUGUUCCCGAUGAGUGUCUCACAGGUGUCUAUGUUUGUAAUGGCGCUGGAGUCUGCGUAGAAAAUGAAUAUGGUGAGUGGGGUUGCUCAUGCAAUAGGAACUCCAUGAACAUAGAUGGAGCCUGUGUACCUAAUGAUGAGACGCAUAAUAAAUGUGUGAUUACAGGCGAUGGACGCAUUAAGACCGUUUGCAACAACAGAGGGGAUUGCCGCUAUGGCGUGGACGGACUCUGGAAGUGCAGGUGCCACUUCGGGUCCAUCCGGGCACAGGACGGGAAUUGCUAUCCACUUGGAUGUGUUCAAAAGGGGGUCGUCUGCAGCGGAAGAGGGGACUGUGUGCUUAACACCGCGUCGGGCAAUUACUCCUGUCAAUGUGGUGGUAGCUACACAGGAAACGGCGCGACCUGUACUCUCAAGUCCGGCCUGGUGGCAACCUCUGUUAUAGUGCCACUACUGAUCAUUGGAGCUGUUGCCGGAUUCCUCUGCUGGUGGUUCCUCUGCCACAAGAAGAAUGGAGGCAAUUGUUUCGGCGGCGGCGGUGGCAGCAAGCCAAAGCGUGGCAAAGCUAUCCGCCUCUCGGAUGGUGACAGCCUCUCUGUUCAGUCUGGAAUCAGUGGGUUCACGAGUCAACUGUAG
Giardia duodenalis is the source of this 1602-nucleotide messenger RNA. Its product is annotated as High cysteine membrane protein. The transcript has a single exon. Lineage: Eukaryota; Fornicata; Diplomonadida; Hexamitidae. The coding region runs from base 1 to 1602 and encodes 533 amino acids. The record is from RefSeq and is a predicted model, not a curated record.